Messenger RNA from Clonostachys solani, 1479 nucleotides. NCBI's taxonomy places the organism in Eukaryota, Fungi, Ascomycota, Sordariomycetes, Hypocreales, Bionectriaceae. The record is from the annotation of a GenBank genome assembly.
AUGGUCGCCGCCAAAAACCUCAGCCUCGCCGCCCUCCUGUGGGUUGGCCUCGCCAGCCGCGGUCUCGCCCUGGAAAUCGACCAGAGCACCAACGACCUCACCCUAGUCCAGAGAGCCGAAGCCGAGUCUCUCGAGGCCCGCGCCGUCGAGGAAGCCUCGAUUCUCGACACCCGUACCAUGAGCAUCCAGAUCGUGCCCAACCCCCCGUCUUCCCACGCCGGCAAGCGAGAGGCCGAGGAGGUUGAGGAGCGUGACGUCGAAGAACUCGACGAGCGAGAUGAUGAGGAGCUCGAUGAGCGUGAUGUGGACGAACUAUACGAGCGGCAUGACGACGACAUUUAUGAGCGGGAUGAUGAAGAACUCGAUGAGCGAGAUCUCGAAGAACUGAUCGAGGAGCGCGACUUCGAAGAGUUCGAUGAGCGUGACCUCGAUGAGCUUGACGAGCGUGAUUUCGACGAGGAGCUUGAAGAGCGCGACUUCGAGGAACUCGAGAUUCGUGGAUCAAAGGGUGGCCAUCGCAAUGGCGCCGGUGUUCACAUCAACCGCCCUGGUCCUCGUGACAUCGAAGAGGAGCUUGACGAGCGUGACUUCGAGGAGGAGCUUGACGAGCGCGACUUCGAUGAUGAGCUUGAUGAGCGUGAUUUCGAGGAGCUCGAGACUCGCGGAUCAAAGAGCGACCAUCGCAAUGGAGCGGGUGUCCACGUCAACCGCCCUGGUCCUCGUGACAUCGAAGAGGAGCUUGACGAGCGUGACUUCGACGAGGAGCUUGAUGAGCGUGAUUUCGAGGAGCUUGAGGUUCGCGGAUCAAAGAGCGGCCAUCGUACUGGCGCCGGUGUCCAUGUCAACCGCCCUGGUCCUCGUGAUAUCGAGGAGGAGCUCGAUGAGCGUGACUUUGAGGAAGAGCUUGACGAGCGUGACUUCGAGGAGCUCGAGAUUCGUGGAUCAAAGGGUGGCCAUCGCAAUGGCGCUGGCGUCCACGUUAACCGCCCUGGUCCUCGCGAUAUCUAUGAGGAGCUCGAUAUUCGUGGAGCCAAGGGCGGCAGAACUGGUGGCUCUGGCCCUCGUGUCAACAGACCUCCUCGUUCUAUCGACGAGGAGCUUGAAACCCGUGGAGCUAAGGGCCACAGGACCGGUGGCUCGGGCCCUCGUGUCAACAGACCUCCUCGUUCUAUCGACGAGGAGCUUGAAACCCGUGGAGCUAAGGGCCACAGGACCGGUGGCUCGGGCCCUCGUGUCAACAGACCUCCUCGCUCUAUUGAGGAAGAGCUCGAGACCCGCGGAGCCAAGGGUGGCAGAACUGGCGGCUCUGGUCCUCGUGUCAACAGACCUCGCGCCGUCGAGGAAGAGGUCGAGCUCGAGGCCCGCCUGAACCGAGCAGUCCCGCUGGACAAGGCCCCCAAGACCCCCUUCAGCAAGAACAAGUACUGGUCAAUCAGCCGCGCUUGGAAGGACUUCACCAAGCUGCCCCAGAAGGCCUAA